AUGACUGACCAAGCUAAGCUAGCUGCAGAUAUUCGACAGAAUCAGUUAGCUAUCCAAAAUUUAGAAAAACAACUUGGGCAAAUGGCAAGUGCACAUAUUUCUCGCCAACAAGGGGCUUACCAGGGAAUCCCAAAAUAUGCUAAUUUUGUCAAAGAUAUUGUGGCCAAUAAAAGCAAGUUAGCAAAAUUUGAAAUAGUGUCACUCACUGAAGAGUGUAGUUUAAGAAUAUUGAACAAAAGUAAGCUUCCAGCUAAACAAAAAGAUCCACGUAGUUUCACAGUACAGAUAACCAUUGGUAAGUAUAAUAAUGCAAGAGGUCUCUGUAAUCUGGGUGCUAGUAUUAACUUGAUGCCUAGAUCUAUGCUUAAGAAAUUAGGCCUAGGAGAACUUAAAGCAACAACUAUUUUGCUACAGUUAGCUGAUCGUUCUGUACCUAGACCUGACGGUAUCAUUGAAGAUGUGUUGGUACAAGUAGGAUCCCUCAUUUUUUUUGUAGAUUUUGUUGUUUUAGAUUUUGAACCUGACCCCGAUGUUCCGUUUUUCUUAGGACGCCCAUUCUUAACAACAGGCGGGGCACUUAUUGAUGUGGUUGUAGGUAGGUUAACCAUGAGAGCACAUGACAAAGUAGAGGUGUUCGAUGUAUAUCAUGUACUGAAAUUACCUGUAGUCUAUGAAAAACUGUCUGCUAUAACCAUCAUCGAUGAGGAAGUCUCAACUCAAUGCAUUAUAACAAAUGAUUCGUUGGCAAAAGUCGUGAUGGGUCAAGAUAUUGAAAAGAACGUGAAAGCUAAAGAGUUAGCUAGUGUGCUUAAUAUGCCAAAUAUCAGCAUAUGGAAGAAGAAUGUAGAACCCUUAAACAGAGAAUUGGGCCUUUCACCCAAGCCUUCUCUAGAAGAAGCUCCUAAAUUGGAGUUAAAACAAUUGCCAGCACAUCUCAGGUAUGUUUUUCUUGGAGUAAAUAAUACUUUACUUGUAAUUUUUUCAUCUGCUUUGUCUGAGGCACAGGUCAUAGCAGCACUUGCUAAAAAGACAUAA
Molecule: messenger RNA, 1035 nt
Organism: Solanum dulcamara
Lineage: Eukaryota; Viridiplantae; Streptophyta; Magnoliopsida; Solanales; Solanaceae
Exons: 2
Coding region: 1-1035 (344 amino acids)
Source: RefSeq, a predicted model, not a curated record